Molecule: messenger RNA, 904 nt
Organism: Cuscuta europaea
Lineage: Eukaryota; Viridiplantae; Streptophyta; Magnoliopsida; Solanales; Convolvulaceae
Source: the annotation of a GenBank genome assembly
GGGAGGGCAUAACCCAACAUUCCUAGCUAGCUACAUUCAUGCCCAAAACAAUAAUAAUGUCAAAGGGCAUAACCCUAUUAGCAUUAUUAAUCCUCUCAAUCAUCAUCGCCUCCACGGAUGCGAAGGCUGUCGGAAGGAUCCCGAGAUCAAGGCUGAAGAAGAGGCACGUGACAUCAGCCCCACCCAAGAAAGCGUCGCCGACCUCCCAACAACAUUUUCAAAACUCCUCUCCUGCUCCGCCAGCAGCGGCAGCAGUAUAUGAUUGGGUCCAACGAGAAUUCGUAACUGCUCACAACGCUCUGCGGGCGACGGUGGGUUCCCCUCCCUUGGAAUGGGAUGCGACACUGGCAAACUUCUCCCGCGGAUGGGCCCACGAGCGCAAGAAGGACUGCAGCUACCGGUCCCACUCGCCAGGCGGGAAGUACGGGGAGAAUCUUUUCUGGCAGCUGUACAAGGAGUCAAGCCCGACGCAAGUGGUGCGAUCAUGGUUUGAGGAGCAAAAGUGGUACGACCACGAGAGGCACAGGUGCACGUGCGAGCCGGAGAGGGAUGGGUGCGAGUGCGGGCAUUACACCAACAUAGUGUGGAGAAGCACCAAGAAAGUGGGUUGCAGCGGCUUUGUUUAUUGCAAUGAUCAAAGAGGCGUCUAUGUUGUCUGCUCCUAUUAUCCAAAGGGGAACAUCGUUGGUAAAAACCCCUUCGAUCCUCGCUAGCCACCGACCACAUAAUCAUCAACAUCAACAUCAAAUUAAGUGUAACAUUAUUAUCAUACAUACACAUACAUAUAUGAAUAUAGGAGUGUAUAUUUUGGAGGAUUGGCACAUGAUAUAUGUGUCUAUGAUUGAUUAUUGUAUGUUAGUUAGUUAUUGCUGGGGUAUCUUUUUCAACAAAUAACACAUAAAGC